AUUCUUAAUAAAAUCUUGCAAAAUGCGGGAGGCAUUUAUAUCAAUUCUUGCUGUUUUGGCGUGUACGGGGCCGACGCGGGCUUCCGAAAUUGGCAAGAACGUUAACUUUUAUAAAGAUUACUUGCGUGCGCGCAGCGAUGACACUAUACUGGAGGGACCAGCAGCCGGCGAGCGAAUGCUGUAUUUCUAUCGGACGCCAGUUCAACUGUACCCAGGGCUGUUGCCGGCCAUCGAGCAGGAGUAUAGGAAGAGAACGGGAAAUGCCUUCAAAAAUCACAUGUUGAGCAAGGAGCCAUGGGACGGCGUUCCGGGCAAAAGAAGUUCUAAGGCUGCUCUCGCACUAAUGCUGCAAGGGAAACCAUUGCCUUAUUACGCACUGGAUAAUACACAAGAAGCUAACGUGGAAAUACCUACUGAUUAGAUAAGAUUUUAGUUUAAUGUGUGAUGGCAUGUAGUACCUAAAAUAAAAUAUGACUUGGAAAAUUACACAAAAUAAUUUACUUAUUAGUGAUUUUUGUCUGUCAUUGAUUUCUAAAGAUACUGUUUUUUUUAAUCUGAGUUCAAAAUUUGCCUAACCAACUUCUGUCAUUUAGUAAACAUAGGUUUCAUAUUUUUUAAAUUUAAGUAGUAGGUAUGUUGAAAUAUGAAUAAUUUAAAUUGAUAUUUCAUUAUAAGUAUAACAAUAUAAAUCAUUUUGUUUAAAAAUAUACUUUUAA
Messenger RNA from Amyelois transitella, 716 nucleotides. RefSeq lists its product as uncharacterized. The transcript has 5 exons. NCBI's taxonomy places the organism in Eukaryota, Metazoa, Arthropoda, Insecta, Lepidoptera, Pyralidae. The record is from RefSeq and is a predicted model, not a curated record. The coding region runs from base 23 to 421 and encodes 132 amino acids.